Chrysochloris asiatica (Cape golden mole) is the source of this 858-nucleotide messenger RNA. It is a transcript of the gene DDAH2, whose product is annotated as dimethylarginine dimethylaminohydrolase 2. Gene Ontology annotation, molecular function: amino acid binding; dimethylargininase activity. The coding region runs from base 1 to 858 and encodes 285 amino acids. Lineage: Eukaryota; Metazoa; Chordata; Mammalia; Afrosoricida; Chrysochloridae. The transcript has 6 exons. Gene Ontology annotation, biological process: positive regulation of nitric oxide biosynthetic process; arginine metabolic process. The record is from RefSeq and is a predicted model, not a curated record.
AUGGGGACACAGGGAGAAGGGCUGGGCCGCUGCUCCCAUGCCCUGAUCCGGGGAGUCCCAGAGAGCCUCGGGUCUGGGGAAGGGGCGGGGGCUGGUCUCCCAGCACUGGACCUGGCCAAAGCUCAGAGGGAGCACGGAGUGCUGGGGGGUAAACUGAGGCAGCGACUGGGGCUGCAGCUGCUAGAACUGCCAUCUGAGGAGUCGUUGCCGCUAGGACCACUGCUUGGUGACACGGCUGUGAUCCAAGGGGACACAGCCUUAAUCACGCGGCCCUGGAGCCCCACUCGCAGGUCGGAGGUGGAUGGAGUCCGGAAAGCCCUCCAGGACCUGGGACUCCGAAUUGUGGAGAUGGGGGAUGAGAACGCGACGCUGGAUGGCACUGAUGUUCUUUUCACUGGCCGGGAGUUUUUCGUAGGCCUCUCCAAAUGGACCAAUCACCGAGGAGCUGAGAUCGUGGCAGACACAUUCCGGGACUUCGCAGUCUCCACAGUGCCGGUCUCGGGUCCCUUGCACCUGCGUAACUUCUGUGGCAUGGGAGGACCACGCACAGUAGUAGCUGGCAGCAGUGAAGCUGCCCAAAAGGCUGUCAGGGCAAUGGCAAUGCUGACUGAUCACCCCUACGCCUCCCUGAGCCUUCCAGAUGACGCAGCAGCUGACUGUCUCUUUCUUCGUCCUGGGUUGCCCGGUGCAUCCCCAUUCCUCCUGCACCGUGGAGGUGGGGACCUACCCAACAGCCAGGAGGCACUGCAGAAGCUCACUGAUGUCACCCUGGUUCCUGUGUCCUGCUCAGAACUGGAGAAGGCAGGCGCUGGGCUCAGCUCUCUCUGCCUGGUGCUCAGCACACGUCCCCACAGCUGA